Messenger RNA from Branchiostoma belcheri (Belcher's lancelet), 1253 nucleotides. RefSeq lists its product as uncharacterized. Gene Ontology annotation, molecular function: hydrolase activity, hydrolyzing N-glycosyl compounds. The transcript is spliced from 8 exons. Bases 219 to 1190 code for a protein of 323 amino acids. NCBI's taxonomy places the organism in Eukaryota, Metazoa, Chordata, Leptocardii, Amphioxiformes, Branchiostomatidae. The record is from RefSeq and is a predicted model, not a curated record.
AUUUCAAAAUGGCCGACUUCGUGCAAAAAGUGUGAUCAGGAAGGAGCGAUUUUUGUCGUAAAUGAUCUUAAAACGCCUGUGCAUCAGCCAAAAGACUAAAAUCCUUAGUAAACUACUUUCGGGACGUUGCUUCAACCAGAGACACCCAGGAAAGAGCCUGGACACCCACAGAAGACAAGUCGUGAGGCGGUUUUGCAAGGGACUAGUAUCGUGCAGUUAUGUCAGGCAGCAGUACGCAAGACAAGAAGCUGAUAGUCCUGGAUGUGGACUGUGGACAUGAUGACGCCCAGGCUAUCAUGCUGGCUCUCACACAGCCAAAUGUACAGGUACUUGGUAUCACCUGUGUAGCAGGUAACGUUGAUGUUGACCAGGUGUGUCGGAAUGUCCUCAGGGUCCUCAAGGUGUUUGGACGGCUAGAUGUUCCUGUAUACAGAGGAGCAAACGUCCCUAUCCUGGGAAAACUUGUCGACGCCCGGUACUGGCACGGGAAGGACGGACUGGGGGAUGUACCCGACCCUGACCCUCCCAGCGAGGAGUUGGUACAGUCCGAACAUGCCGUCAACGCCCUACUCAGGUUGUCAAAAGAACAUCCAGGUGAGAUCUCCCUUGUUGCGGUAGCGCCUCUCACAAACCUGGCCCUAGCCGUCAGGAUGGACCCACAAUUCCCUGCACGGCUCAAGGAACUGGUCAUCAUGGGAGGCAACAUCAAUGCAAGAGGCCGUGUGACGCCGACUGCAGAGUUCAACUUUGCGUAUGACAGCGCGGCAGCCCACAUGGUCCUGAGCAGCUACACGUGUCCUGUGUCAGACUUACCCUAUGAGAUUUGUCGCUUCAGCAGUGACUCUGGCAUCCCCUGGGAUGAAUGGGACAGGAUUAUGGGCAUCCCGACAGAGCGCGGGAAGUUCCACGCAGCCAUCCUUGCCACGAGUGUUGAGCGUGAAAAGGCUGCAAAGUCGUACGGCCCUCACUACCACACCUGCGACCCCUUUGCCCUGAUCGUCGCGGCACACCCUGAGGUCGUGCAGGAGUCGGAGGACGUGUACGCCACCGUGGAGCUACACGGGGAGGUCACGCGAGGUCAGAUGGUGUGCGACUACCGAGGCGUCUGGAACAAGGAGCCCAAUCUCAGGAUCAUCAAGAAAGUCGACAUGAAGGCAGCAAUACAGAUGUUUCAUGAUGCCUUGCAGUAAUUUUUCUACUGCACUUUUUGGAUUGUUAAAGACUACAUGACACCAAAAUAGAAUGUUUUUGUU